Messenger RNA from Sorex araneus (European shrew), 3019 nucleotides. RefSeq names its product surfeit 6 (gene SURF6). The record is from RefSeq and is a predicted model, not a curated record. Gene Ontology annotation, biological process: ribosomal small subunit biogenesis; ribosomal large subunit biogenesis. The transcript is spliced from 5 exons. Lineage: Eukaryota; Metazoa; Chordata; Mammalia; Eulipotyphla; Soricidae. Gene Ontology annotation, molecular function: RNA binding; DNA binding. The coding region runs from base 223 to 1302 and encodes 359 amino acids. Gene Ontology annotation, cellular component: nucleolus.
CCGACGAGUGGAGCACCGAGGGCGAACGGCUCUAGCUCGGCGCCGGCCCCGGAGGGGCUUCCGGGGAGGGACUUUCGGAGAGACAGGCCCGACGAGUGGAGCACCGAGCGCGAACGGCUCUGCUCGGCGGCGGCGCGGGCACCCGAGGGGCUUCCGGGGAGGCAUUUCCGGCGCGCGGGGCUGGCGAGCGCGGGGGCUGCACCCGGCUCGGCCUCGGUCUCCAUGGCCUCCCUGCUCGCCAAGGACGCCUACCUGCAGGGUCUGGCCCGGAGGAUCUGCGCCCGGCCGGGCCCGGAGCCGCGGGAGCGCCGGCGGGCCGCCAAAACCCGGGCCGCGGGAGCUGCGGGGGCCCCUCCUAAGAAGAGGAAGAGAGCACAUAAAUCCCGGCAGCGGAGCGAGAAGGCGGCGCGGCCCGAGGUCCCGGCCCCGGGGCAGGAGUCUCCGGCCACCCCGGGGGCGCGGACAGCGGCUGCAGCCCAGCGCGAUGCGUCCCGGUCCGCAGGAGCCCCUGCCGGCGGCACGGCCUCAGAGCCCGAGUCCCUCUUUGCCCUGGAUGUCCUGCGACAGCGGCUGCACGAGAAGAUCCAGCAGGCCCGGGGCCAGGACCAGAAGGAGCUGUCAGCCGCGGCUCUGGAGAAGAGGCGCCGGAGGAAGCAGGAGCGGGAGCGGAAGAAGAGGAAGCGGAAGGAGCUGAGAGCGGGGGAGAAGGAGAAGGCGGCGGAGGGGCCACAGGCGGCCGCGGAGGCCGGCGCGCCGCCCCCAGCCCCUGACGCGCCCGGCCCGGAGGCCCAGGGAGGCUCGGGGCUGCUCUUCAAUAAGGUGGAGGUGCGCAGCGACGAGCCGCGCAGCAAGGCCCAGCGGCGCAGGGAGCGGCGGGCCCGGCUGAAGGGGAACCUGACGCCGCUCACCGGGCGGAACUACCGGCAGCUGCUGGAGCGGCUGCAGGCGCGGCGCGAGCGCGUGGAGGAGCUGCGGGAGCAGGACGCGGGGCGCGCGCAGGAGCUGCAGGCCCGCAUGCAGUGGACCAACCUGCUGUACAAGGCCGAGGGCGUGAAGAUCCGCGACGACGAGCAGCGGCUGCAGGAGGCGCUGAAGCGCAAGCAGCGGCGGCGGGCGCAGCGGGAGCGCGCGUGGCAGGGGCGCACGGCCCGCGUGGUGCAGGGCAUGCAGCAGCGCCAGGAGCGGCGGCGCCAGAGCCUGCGCCGGAGGAAGGCGGCCCGCGCCGCACGGCGCCUGGACAAGGCCCGCAAGAAGGGCCGCGUCCUGCCGCAGGACCUGGAGCGCGCCGGCCUGGUAGACUGAAGGGUGGCUCUGCAGGGGUGCAGCGGUACAGGGUCUGUGGCUUCGUGUCUGACAAGCUUGGUGUCUUCUGGGUUUGAGAGCAGGAAAUGCCCCCUUGGGGACCCCAGGGCUCGAGGUGAGGCCUGACCCCAGAGCAGAGAGCAAGCUGCCCGGAUCUUUGGCUGGUGAGCACUGCACCCCACCCUACCCCACCCUUCCCCACCCCAGGGCCUCUUGCUCUCCCCAGCUGGUCAGUCUUUACAGCUCGGUUCUGAAACAGGGACAGUCCACAGCCCCACACCGCGUGUGAGUAACCGAGACCCUGGCCGGCUUCGCAUCAGAGCCCCGGGCAACCGUGACUUUGUGCAGACAGGACAGGCAGAAAGCGGGGUUCAGGCCAGGGAAAGCUGCGACCUGCCGUGAGGUAGCCCCUGAGCCCUCUGGGCAUUGCCCCGAAUCCAAACUGUUCCUGAUUCUCCUGCUUUAGAAAUUAAGUAGAGCGCUGGAGGGAUCGCAGAGAGUUUGUCUCGGAGGUGCUGGGCUGUAGGUGGUGAACGCUGGAAUUCUUUCAGACCCUCCGGGGUGCGUGUGUGGAGCAGUGCAGGAGGGGAGCGCCCCCUCCCCCCGCCCUGCUGUGGCGCAGCCCCCAAGCCUAGUCUGAAUCUGAGCCUUGGGGGACCCCGCAGAGCAUACUCCCCUCCUCCCAGGAGCCUGUUCACAGGCCAGUGGCAGGUCUGAGGUCCCGCUUCCUGGAGUGGCUACAGCCAGUACCCCCUGCCACGCCCGGAGGCCCGUGCUCCUUCCUGAGCUGGCCCAGAGGGGUCCUGGGCGCUGUGGCCAAGGGCAGCUGCUCCCAGUCCACCCUGGCGCUGCUCUGGCCGGGCGCCUGGCUCCAUGAGUCCCCGGGGGGUGGCCUUGUAAGGAAGGUGAAGGGCAGAGUUGCAACACAGCCCGGCCUUGGUCCCCAGCACCCUGCAUGUUCCCUGAGAGCAGACGGGUAAGCCCUGAGCACCCGCGUCCUAACGGGGUGACUGGAGAGGCAAAAUGACAAGAGUGUGGCCAAACAGCCCCCAAAGAGCCCAGACCGUGAUGGGGAAGCCAGUCUGCAGCAGGACCCAGGGGGUGUAGGGCAGACCCGGCCUAGUCUCGGAGCACUGCAGGAUGGUGCCUCCAAACCAGACCUGGAGGUGGAAAGAUGGGACCAUGGGCCCCGUGCUGGGUGACCAGAGGCCAGGAGGGAAGAACCUCCCAGAGACCAGUUUGGGCAGCCACACACCAAGCGGGUAGACGAGGGAUUCCCUUCUGCCCGGGAAGGCAGGGGGUAUGGCUUAAACCUCCUUCACCCCAGGCUCCUGCCCCGCACCCUGGGGCUGCCCAACCUUCUCAGAGGAGGGAGAGGGAGGGCGAGCCAGCAAUUCCAGGGAAUUCAUCUUGCAAGAACCUUUUUUGAAAGCUAAGUGGAGGAACAAUCCGGAAGCGUUGGGGUAGGAUGAGCUGGGCCUGUGGAGCGUGUGGGAGCCCUGGGCUCGCUGCUGGGAAACGUGCCAAAUUGCCACGCAGGGGGCUCAGCCAGGAAAGCGCAGCAGCUUCAAGCUAGACCACGAACCGGCCUCCCCUGAGAUCUGCUGGCUCCGGAAGAGACAGGACACGUGCCGCUGGGGUGUGGGGCGGACUGCGAGGGGAACCAUAGUAACAGGGUUGCGAGUCAUAACUUCAAUUAAAAGUUUUGUUAUUUUGG